Molecule: messenger RNA, 1065 nt
Organism: Nestor notabilis (Kea)
Lineage: Eukaryota; Metazoa; Chordata; Aves; Psittaciformes; Psittacidae
Product: polymeric immunoglobulin receptor-like
Exons: 5
Coding region: 1-1065 (354 amino acids)
Source: RefSeq, a predicted model, not a curated record
AUGGUGUUUCUCUUUCUCUUAGCAGCUUUGCUGCAAGAGCCAGUUUCAAGCAGCUUGUACGGCCCCAGGUUUUUGACAGGUGAGGUUGGAGGAUCAGUCACCCACCAGUGCUUCUACUCCAUCAGCCCAGCCAACAAAUACGACCGAAAGUACUGUUGCAGAAUAGCAAGAAGUGGAGUUUGUUUCACCAUCAUCUCCACAACUGGCUACAUCUCAAAAGACUACACGGGGCGAGUGUCUCUCAAGGACAUCCCCCAGAAUGGCACCUUCAUGGUGACAAUGACAGACCUGAGGAGCAGCGACACCGGGUCCUACCGAUGUGGCAUCGGCAUCACCAACAGAGACCUGUACGUCAGCCUGAACCUGACAGUGUUGGCAGACGCUGAGGUGCUGGGGCCGACUGACCUGGUCCAGGGGAUGCUCCGUGGCUCUGUCACAGUCCUGUGCCCACCCAGCGACACCCAAAGCAGCAAAAAGAGGUUCUGGUGCAAACUGGGGAGAAGCAGCUGUGUUCUAAUAGCUGACAGUGAUGGCUAUGUGGGAAGGAGCUACCAAGGACGGAUCUUUAUCACCCCUCAGGAGAGCUCUGGAGCUUUUAAAGUCUUGAUAAAUGACUUGAGAAAGGAAGACUCGGGGCUGUACAGGUGUGGGAUGGAAAAGCUGAGCCCACUCGUGGUGGCUCUGCAGGUGACCACAGCCUCUGCUCUUCCCAAGAGACCAAAGUUCCUCAGCGGCACAGUUGGAGGCUCGCUGUCCUGGAAGUGCCACUGUGAUCCCAAAGGGGCCUAUGAGAAGAAGUAUUUGUGCAGGUGGAAGGAAGGGAGCUGCUCACUGCUCCUGGAUGCGGAUGGGUUUGUGCAUGAGUCCUACAAAGGGCGAAUACAAAUAGCCAGCAGCGACCAGGAGAAUGGGACGUACGUGGUGGUGCUGAGCCACCUGAGAGAGGAGGAUGCAGGAUGGUACUGGUGCGGGGCUAACAAUGGGCACACAGAGCACACAUCCUCUGUGAAGCUGCACAUCCAGAAGGAACUGAUUAAAUGCUGCAUUUCUCUUGAGCUCAAGUAG